UACACACGGUGUAAAAUGUUUGCCGUACACACACUUUCAGUGUACAUAAAAAAAUAAAUCCAGAAGUUUAGCAGUCGCCACCUGUGAGGUUGGCGUUCAACUUUCAGCGUUAUGGGAGAGCAGGCUUUGCGUGUUUUGGCCUGUGGAGACGUGGAAGGAAGAAUCAAUGCUUUAUUCAACCGCGUGAGGACUAUUCAGAAGAAGAGCGGGCAGUUUGAUCUGCUGCUCUGUGUUGGAGAUUUCUUUGGUUCGUCUGAAGAGGCGCAAGCAGAAUGGGAAGAGUAUAAAUCGGGAGCUAAGAAAGCCCCCAUCCACACGUAUGUGCUUGGGGCAGCAAGCUACGAAACAGUGAAGUAUUUCCCCAGUGCAGAUGGCUGUGAGUUGGCUGAGAAUAUAAUCUAUCUGGGCCGCAAGGGGGUGUUUACAGGCGCGUCGGGGCUCCAGAUCGCUUACGUGAGUGGGCGAGAAGGCCAUCAGGAGCCUGCCCCAGCACACUGCUUCUCCCCUAAAGAUCUCUCUGCCCUGGUGGAGCCCCUGGUGAACUCCAAGUUCAAAGGGGUGGACAUCCUGCUCACCUCACAGUGGCCUCGUGGAGUCUGGCAGUAUGGCAACAACCCUGAAGUGGACACAAGAUUUUGUGGCGUGGGGUCUAUCGCCAGCCUGGCCAAUCACCUGAGGCCUCGCUACCACUUUGCAGGUAUGGAGGGGGUGAGCUAUGAGAGGCUGCCUUACCGGAACCAUUUAGUCCUUCAGGAGAAUUCCCAGCAUGUUAGUCGAUUCAUUGCCCUCGCUGCAGUCAACAAUCCUGCCAAGAAGAAGUAUUUAUAUGCGUUCAACGUAAUCCCCAUGAAGAACAUGGACCCUGUAGAACUGGUGAAACAGCCACAAGAUGUUACAGAGAAUCCCUACAGAAAGCCUGCCGUGGCCGGCCAGAAAGGCAGACCUGGCAUUACAUUUCCCACGGAGCAGGAGGAGCCAGCAUCUCAGUUUUUCUUUGACCUGGGGAGGAGGCCUCAGCACCAACGUCGUCAGCAGCAUCAGAAUCAGCACCAAAAGAAUCGGGAGGAACGUCUUCAGCAGCAGCAGCAGUAUUAUCAGCAGCAUCAGGGGCAGCAGGAACCGGGGAAGGAACCAGGGCAGGAACCGGGGCAGGAACCGGGCCGGAAGAGACCCUCGGAGGGAGAUCGGUUUCCAGGCGGUCAGCACCACCAGCUUCCCAAACUGCCACGCAAACCCCCUCAGCCUACCGGUCCCUGCUGGUUCUGUUUGGCCAGCCCAGAGGUGGAGAAACACCUGGUGGUCAGCAUCGGCACACACGUGAGCUUACUGCUGUUUUUGGGCAUGUGUGUGUUGGUGUAUAAAAUUGUAAAGAGCGAGUGUGUGUUUGUGUUUGUGUCUUGUCUAUUUUAGUGUGUGUGUGUUUUUUUUUUUUUUUUUUUUUUCUUGCUUUUUAAAAUAAAUCUGUAAGUGUUCUAUAUGUGACUUCACUGUUUUGCUAUGUUUCACUAUUUACCUCAAGUCUCAUCACUGUCCAAAAACGUUCUGUUGUGUCACGAAACACUAAUAUCUAGUGUCUGUGUGUGCUGUAUUGACUGUAUGUGCCUGUG
Molecule: messenger RNA, 1607 nt
Organism: Clupea harengus (Atlantic herring)
Lineage: Eukaryota; Metazoa; Chordata; Actinopteri; Clupeiformes; Clupeidae
Gene: cwf19l1
Product: CWF19-like protein 1
Exons: 10
Coding region: 112-1410 (432 amino acids)
Biological process (GO): mRNA splicing, via spliceosome
Cellular component (GO): post-mRNA release spliceosomal complex
Molecular function (GO): RNA lariat debranching enzyme activator activity
Source: RefSeq, a predicted model, not a curated record